AGACGGGUCGAUGGUUGUAUUACACUAGAUUGUCGCUAAAUCACCAAAAGUAAUCAGAUUCCUUCGCCCCACUAGACUUGCCCAGGCCAGUAAUGAGCUAGGCAUUACAAGGGCUUACAUACAUAUUAUUAAUAGACGAAGUUAACCAUCUAUAAGCCUUAAGGCUUAACCUCUAAGCUUUCAUCAUUACUGAUCUCUUUCAACUGCCUAUCUAUUGAUCCGAAGACGACAUGUUACAAUUCCUAGGGCCUUCGGGCCCUCCCAUCACAUCAUUUAUCAUGAGAGGCAUUGGGUACUUAACCCUAGCUAGCUUGCUGUUCUUCUUUUUUUGCUUGUAUCAAGCUCGGAUGAUGUUUCGGCGAGUUCAAAAACAACAUGGAAUUUAUGUAUAAAACAAGUCCUAAUAUCCAAAAAUCUACUACAUAAGACUAUAGUAACUAAAAUAUAAUAGUAAAAUCCCACGAGACGGUCAUGGCCAAUGGAUGUUUCUUUACAUCAAGCAAGAAUACCCUGAGAUUGCAAACCAGGGUAUUGUUUACAUGGACGUAUGGCCGAUUGGCUACCCGAUGCUUGCGGUCUAUCAUCCCAAUAUGAUGGCGCAAUUCAUUCAGGAAAACAGCCUCCCUAAAUUCUGGGCUAUGCCUCAAGUUGAAUUCAAGGGCUUCACCGGAGGUCAAGACCUGGUGAAUUUAGACGGCCUAGAAUGGAAAAAGGCUCGAGGCCUAUUUAAUCCUGGCUUCUCAACGAAAAAUCUAUUAUCUCUCGUCCCUGAUAUGAUAGAGGAAGUAUUAAUCUUCCGAGAACGACUUAGGAAAGUUGCCGCUACUGGAGAAGUUAUAAAGCUCGAAGAUUAUACCACUAAUAUAACCGUCGACAUAGUUGGGCGCGCUGUACUGGGAACGCGUUUACAAACGCAGAUUAAGCCAAAUCGCUUGAUGGAAACAAUGAAAUCUCAGUUAAGUCUAAUAUAUUUUGGGCUCGACCUUCCCAAGCAACUGAAUCCAAUUCUUCCGUUGAAAAACUGGAUAUACAAUCGUAUGAUCCGCAACGAGUUGACGCCUUACAUUCUCAACACGGCUCAAAAUUACGAGAAAAUUGAAGGGCCUAAAACUAUUGUCGCCCUAGCUCUAAAUGAAUACAUAAAUGAGGUACAAGAUUACACCGCAAGAGGAAAUAUCCCAUCUGAGUUUGUUGGACGGGUUAUCAAACAUAUCAAGAUCUUCAUGUUCGCCGGACACGAUACUACUGCUACGGUUCUUGCGUAUAUAUACUACAUGCUUAGCAAACAUCCGGACAAAGCAGCUAAGAUACGUGCCGAACACGACGAAGUAUUAGGUACCGACCCAGCUGCCGCUGCUAGCUUGAUUAGAGCUGAUCCUACAUUGCUAAAUAAGUUGCCGUACACGAUGGCCGUCCUCAAGGAAACACUCCGUCUAUUCCCGCCUGUAGGUGGCAGCAUCCGUCAAUCGCCGCCGGGGCACUUCCUUACGCAUCCCGAAACUGGGGUCCGCUAUCCAACAUACGGCUUCAUGAUGCAUUCAUCUGCAGCAACGGUAUUGCGUGAUCCAGAAUACUGGCCCGACGCUGACUCGUUCAUUCCGGAGCGAUUUAUGACGCAUGAUGAGAGCGAUCCCUUACACCCAGUGAAGAACACCUGGCGACCAUUCGAGAUGGGACCUCGGAAUUGCAUUGGUCAGGAACUGGUUUUUGUAGAGGUGCGGCUGAUCCUCGCCCUGACGGUACGCGAGUUCGAAGUCGAAGAGACUUACCCAGCAGAUGCACCCUCGUGGAUGGGCUUCAAAGCGUACCAGAUCACUAAUCCGGAAGUUAUUUCCACGGCUCAUCCCAAGGACGGUCUUCCCGUAAGGGUCAAGUCCAGGAGCUGAGGUGAUUAGACUAGAUCAUUUUUAUAUCGUGUAAAAAAACUAGCAUCUCUUCGUGUACAUAGUGAAUUAUUCUAUCCGCAAUACAUUGAAAGUUAAUGAUUU
Messenger RNA from Daldinia loculata, 1988 nucleotides. RefSeq names its product cytochrome P450. NCBI's taxonomy places the organism in Eukaryota, Fungi, Ascomycota, Sordariomycetes, Xylariales, Hypoxylaceae. Gene Ontology annotation, molecular function: heme binding; monooxygenase activity; iron ion binding. The record is from RefSeq and is a predicted model, not a curated record. The transcript is spliced from 3 exons. Bases 483 to 1886 code for a protein of 467 amino acids.